Grus americana (Whooping crane) is the source of this 5228-nucleotide messenger RNA. Its product is annotated as cystine/glutamate transporter-like. The transcript is spliced from 13 exons. NCBI's taxonomy places the organism in Eukaryota, Metazoa, Chordata, Aves, Gruiformes, Gruidae. Gene Ontology annotation, biological process: amino acid transmembrane transport. The record is from RefSeq and is a predicted model, not a curated record. Gene Ontology annotation, cellular component: membrane. Gene Ontology annotation, molecular function: L-amino acid transmembrane transporter activity. The coding region runs from base 2451 to 3875 and encodes 474 amino acids.
GUUACAUGCUUACAUCAGUCGCAGCAUGCCAGUUUAUUUUCUUUCUCCUUAGCUGUUUUGCAAUGCCUUCCCAAUUCAAUUUCUAAUAUUUUUCAAAAUUAUAUUUGAGCAGCUGCAUCAUUCUGGAAUUUGUACAGAUGUCCUGAAUUUUGCAAUGUUCUCACUAGCAUGGGGCACCUCUCACAAACCACUCGCUCUACAGAGAGGAUCCUGCAAGCCAGCCAGCAUUGCUGAUAGUGCCGCAGCCCCUGCCAGAGCAGCGAGCUUCCCCAGGUAACCAGCCUCCUCAUCACGCCGCUGCCGGAGCCUGCAAAGAGACCCUGUCUUUCGCUGCUUCGGGAUCCCAGCGAGAAAUGGGAGUCUGAUGGAUUGUAAAUGCACCUGCUCUGUUUAAAACCCAGCCAAACAGAUAAGUGCCCUUUUAAUUAUCUCACAACAGCAUUUUAGACAUAGCUGUGCAUAACGUCUCUCUUCAGUUCGGUUUCAAUUUGGUGAGCCCUGUGUUUCACCAUUGCAAAUGAAUGCUCUGCGGUUCUCCUUUCGGCUGAGAAAUCCCCGAUGAUAUUGGUAUUUCACGUGAGCUAAUUAAUUAACGUCUGAGGGAACUGCAGCUGACGGCUCAGGAAGCUCCCGGGGGUCUUUCCGUGCCCCUCUGGACCUGCCGUCUCUGGCAGCCCUGUGAGGUUUUGGGACACUGAGGAGAAGCUCUGCGGGACCAGAUGAGGCUGAUGUGACCCAUCUGAGCCUUAAAGAGUCCUCCGGGACUCAUUAGAGGUUCAAUAACCAAACUUGGCUGGUUUGAUUGAGAAGAUGCUUGUGCAGGCUUGGCGCAGUCUCAGAGAAACCAGCUAACGCUGCUGGCAGGAGACAGGGCUUUCUGCAUGUGCUAUUCGUAUGUGUGCGGAGAAAGUGAUAACCCCUGCUUCUUCCUGCCGGUUUCUAGGUGGGAAAAUAGCUGGGGAUGAGGGAGAGAAGACCUCAGUUUAUACAGGGCAUCUAAAGAGGUAUUGUGGGGGAGUUGUAACAAGAAUUGUCCCCUCAAAGUUAUGGGGACGCUUACAUCUAUGGAUGGAAAAUACAGACUAUCAAGAAAACUUCUGGCUGCUUAGAUCUGCUUCUGUAGGUGACUGCUGCCUGCUCUUGAGCACACCACUGCAAUUAUUUAAAAAUAUAAGAAAUCCAUAAAAUAUGGUUUCAUGUACAGUGUAACUUUACAAUAGUAUACAGCCACGAGGCUGGGGCAAAUAUUCACUACGACCGUGAUGUAUGGUGUUAGAAUAAUGAAAAAAAACCCCACUAAAGCCGAGUGUGUGAGCAUCCCCAUGCGUGGCAGGAGGAGGGACAGGAGCCAAAUGGCUCCAGACUUGUCUGCUAUACCAGGGUUAAUUAGCAGUGUAAAAUGUCUGCCUUGCUGUUAGGAAAACUACAAACAGGUUUGCUACAGCAAAUUAGACUGUAGUAACUGACGUGAAUUCAUUUUACCUACCUAAGCAGAAGGUGAGUUUCCUGGUAAGGUGCCAGCCUAGGACUGAGAGAGGGACUGGAGAGACAAGACGGUGAAGUAGGAGGUUACUGCGGCACGAGAGAACUAGAUCUAGAUCAACUCGUGUGAUCCCUGGAGUGUCUGAAGUUCCCUCUUUUCUAGGAAAAAACUUCACUCCUGCUGUUAUUACCAAGAAAGUUUUUAUAUUAAUAGAAGAAAUGACAUAGCUGAUUAUUAAUGACUAUGCUCUGUCUUGCAGUUGUAAACAGUGCUUAUUCCUGACUCUUCAAUACUCUGAUAGCAGAAAGGCUUGACAGUAUAUUAAGAAACACUGAUAAAACAAAGCCCUAGUGAGAAAAUCAGGGUUUGUUCAUUCAGCAAGGAUGGAUAGGAAGUUAAAAAAAGCUUAAAUAAUCUGUGUGCAUCUUUACUCCUCAAAAACAACCCUACAUUUUUUUUUUAACCUCGGAGAUCCUCAAGGUCUUGAUUAUUAUGUUUGCAACUUGAAAUGUGCUUUCUGCCAGCGUGCUGACAUCAAUGUUCCCUCAACUUAUGUCCCAUUAAAUUAACCCUAAUCUGGCCAGUUCCAGUCUGGACAUCAACGUCACAUUUGGAAAUUGUAUCCUGAAGCGUGGCACACAACUUGUAGCUCCUGUGCCUGUGUAGUUCCUGUAGAACCUGUGCUCCUUGGCAGAAGAGGCAGAAAACACUAACAGUCCCUCUCAGGAGCGGUACUGAUGUGAGAGGUGAUGCUGAGCAUGUUAUAUGUACCUGUGGUUUGGCUGGUGCGUCCAACAGCUGAGAACAGAUUCAAACAAUCUUGACAGGCUUCUACAAAAAAUCUUAUCUAGAAAAGAAGACCCCCGAAUCCCAAACUCUUUCUUCAUCUUACAGGUGAGCCUGGAGGACACCUGGGAGACCAUAGCUCCUGAAUGCAUGAGCUUCCCCUGGGAUUAGAAGAAGAGCUAUGGGGAAAGACAAGAAAGAAGGGGAGGCUGUCUUUCUGAGGAAAAAGAUAACUUUGCUGAGGGCUUUCUCGCUCCUCAUCGGCAGCAUGGUUGGCAGCGGCAUCUUUAUUUCCCCAAAAGGAGUACUGAAAAACUCUGGCAGCGUGGGUUUCUCCCUGGUUGUCUGGUUUGCCUGUGGGCUCCUCUCAAUGUUUGGUGCCUUGUGUUAUGCAGAGCUUGGAACAAGAAUCACCAAGUCUGGAGGACAUUAUAUCUACAUUUUGGAGACACUAGGGCCUCUGCCAAGUUUCUUAUUCCUGUGGGCAGAGUUUUUUGCUAUCAGGCCUGCCAACAGCGCGGUGGUUUCUCUGGCGUUUGGACGCUACAUGCUGGAGCCGUUCUUCGCCCCCUGUGCAGCGCCUGUCCCUGCUGUGAAGCUCGUGUCUCUCCUGGGGUACUACACGGUCCUCACCCUCAAUUCCUGGAGCGUCACCUGGAGUGCCCGGCUGCAGACUGCUCUCUCCAUUGUCAAACUCCUGGCUCUUGCACUCAUCAUCGUGCCAGGGAUGAUGCUGCUGGCCCAGGGCCACACUGAAAACUUCCAGGACGCUUUUGACAGACAGUCGCUGGUUUUGGAUAAGCUGCCCCUGGCUUUUUACGCAGGCAUGUUCGCAUAUUCAGGCUGGUUUCAGACCAGCUUUGUGCGUGAGGAGUUGGUCAGACCUGAACGAAAUAUCCCCCUGGCUGUCAUCGUGUCCGUGAUCACGGUAAUUGUGGGGUACAUGCUCACCAACGUCUCUUAUUACACCGUCUUGGGAAGGCAAGAUGUUCUGGCUUCUCCUGCUGUGGCUGUGAGCUUUGUGCAGCGAGCAUUCAAAAGCCUGAUCUCCGUGGUCCCUGUCCUUGUGGCACUGUCCUGCUUUGGAACCAUGAAUGGAGGAAUCUUCACAUUUUCAAGAACUCUGUUUGUGGCUUCCAGGGAAGGACAGUGGCCUCCUCUCUUCUCCAUGAUCCACAUUCGAAGGCAUACACCCCUUCCCGCUGUCAUGUUAAUGUUCCCUUUGGUUACUGCCAUGGUGUGUAUCGGAGAUAUCUACCAUCUAAUGAACUUCUUCAGCUUUUCCCGAUGGCUCUUCAUAGGAUUAGCCACCCUUGGGCUCAUUGUCCAUCGCCACCGUCACCCGGAGCUGCGCAGCCCGUUCAAGGUUCCCCUGUUCGUUCCUAUCUCUUUUACCAUCAUCUGCCUCUUCACAGUGGCAAUGUCUUUCUACUCAGACCCUGUGAACAUUAGCAUCGGAUGCACCAUGGUUUUAAGCGGUUUUCCAGUCUACUACCUCAUAAUCCACAGGCAAAUGUCAAGUCGUUGCCGUAGCCCAUUUUAUUAUCUUACACACAAACUACAGUUACUGCUGGAAGUAGUCCAACAAGAAAUCAAGACUUACUGAGAAAACCAUCAGAACUCACAGGACAGGAUAAAAUCUACUUACUCAGUUUCUGAUACCUUUCAUUCUACCAAAAGCAGGCCGUGUUAUUAUUCUUUUAAUCACUGCAAAUGAGGAUGAGCCUGAGCCAAAACCUUGCCGCAAGUGUUCCUAAGCUUGCCAAUCGGGAUGAGCGUGUCACAUCUGUUUCUGCCCUUUUCUUUUUUAACAGAACAAUCUAGUUCUCUGAAAUGAGCUUGCUUUGCCUGCAGAGUGUCUUCAAAACCAAGAUCCUAAUUUUGCAGCCUAGACCAGUCCUCAAUAAAAUAGCACGUGUGUGUAUAUAUGUAUAUACACGCUAUUUUUUAAUUUCCUAACUUGGCAAAUAGAGGAAGGGAGCACACUGCAAAACUUAGAGCCCAAUACAUGGAAGCCAAAUGCAGGUUUCAAACUGAAGCGUUGUAGUAGCCACUCUGUGGACAAGUAUUAUGAAUGGAAAUGGGUAAGAAGAGCAAAUUAGAAAUAAGGCAGAUGAAUUAGAAAGGAGGAGGCAGGGGGAUAAGAAAGUGCAGAUUCAGGUUAAUGAGAAGAUAUUUGAAACCCCUUUGAAAUUCAAAUAUUAACAAAGUAAAGUCAGAAUGUUUUGCUUUGAUUGUUAUAUAAGCAGAAUAAGUUUGUCUUUGCUUUGAAAUAAUGUUUCCAUUUUGAAUUUUAUUUCUCUGAAAUGACAUUUCAAAAUUUACAAACACAUUUUAAAAAACCAGCUAAAUAUCACCAAGAAUAUGACAAAAUAGAUCCUGAUCCCUCCUCCAAAUCCCCAGCCCCUCUCCCCACCCAGUACUACCACUGAAGUUGAAAAUGCAGAUUUUGGCCCCCCUCCAGUGAAAUACAAUUUCUUCUUUAGUUAGACAAGACCACUGAUGAGACUUAGGCAGAUUGCUGAAUAAGUGCAUCUUUUGGUGCUGUAAGAAAACAUGAAAGACUUCAUGUCAGAGCUUUAACUUUAAAUCUGCGGUCAAAUGACUUGCUGAAUCCAUACGUAAAAGCUCAUUUGAACUAUUGACAUAAUAAAGGUUUCUGUUAUCGGAGUACUUUGGUUUACAUUAUUCAUGUGGCAACGUUAUGUCCAGAUAAAACAGCAAUUAGCUAUUUCCAAUCAUUUAAUUGUUAAUCUUUUCCUGAAAGAUGGGAAGUAGUAUGCCGAGACUCCUCUAAUGACUGCUGGAGAGAGGAAGAGCAGAACGUGGAGCAUUUUUAAUCUUUUGUAUCAAGCAUUUAUGUACUUAGAGUAAAACCAAAGUACCAUUUACAAACCGAAUGUAACCUACCAAAACUUGUAAAAUUCACCAUCAAGAUUUGGAAAUAAAUAAGUUCGUU